Messenger RNA from Nelumbo nucifera (sacred lotus), 2980 nucleotides. Lineage: Eukaryota; Viridiplantae; Streptophyta; Magnoliopsida; Proteales; Nelumbonaceae. The record is from RefSeq and is a predicted model, not a curated record.
UCUCCUUAAUCAGAGGCUUCUUCUCCAUACGCCUUACAAGCCAAAGGAGACUCCUUCCGAAAAUGCUGAGAUAGAGAUAGAGAGAAUAGGAGGAAGAGAAGUUUCUGGCUUAUUCUUCUCAUUGGAGGUUUGGAGCAGGAGUUCCUUCAUAGUUGACUCUUUUGCGCAUUUUCAUUUCUAGUUUCGUUGUUUUUGGUGCCGUGUCUCUUCUGCUUGUCCGUGUGCUCUCUGCCGUCUUCUGAUCACGGCCUUUCACGUUCCUGGGCGCAGCAGAUUUGUUAUGAAGUUCGCUUGUGAUUGUUUCGUCUCUCCUCCUUUGUUUGUUAUUUCACCACUUCCACGGAACUCUCUUGAUCGCUUCCAGAAAUUUUGGGUUUUGUCGGUGAUAGUUCCUGCUUUAGGCAGCACUUGAUAAUGUGGACGAGGACAGCUGAAAACGGCCGAUUUUUCUUCCCUUUGACGAGUUUACAGAUUGGGGAUCUACAAUCUUAUCUUUCACAUCUUAGUAUUUUUCUGGCCACCGAAUCUAACAAGUUCUUUAUAUUGGUGGACAAUCGACCAUGGUCAAUGUACCUGGAUUCAGGGGCUGCACACUUGUGGCAAUUCAUGGUUACAAAGUCUAGAUUGUCCCCAUUUGCAAACACUAAAGCACAAAAAGGGAGAAAGAAUCUUGGGAAGAGAUUUGAUUUCAAGAAUAGUUCCAUAUCCAACACUAGCAAACCAAAUGAAUCAAAGAGAUGGUCCACCUUGGUUGAUGCAGCAGUGUUAUGUCAGAAGAAAGUUUUGCUACCUGAAAACCUUGGGAAUUCUUUACUUUGGAACCAUCAGUUAAAUCAGACCUUAUAUGGCUUUAUUGUAUUUGAAGUUGCAUGGACUAGUGUCCGUGGUAUCAACUAUCUGAAUGAGCUUCAGACAGAUACAUGCAUGGCAUUAGAGGCUAAAUUGAUGAAAAGAUGGGAAUUUGAUAGUAUAGAACACGCCUCAAGUUCUAUCCAUUCAUGGUUCUCAGGAACACUUUAUGAAAGGGUUCUCUUGCGGAAGCACCUAUAUUCCAUUACAGGAGAGGUCUUCUUUGAUGCUCAAGAAGAUUUGUCAUGGACUCGACCUUCUAGUGAUGGUGAAAGCAUCUGUUCUGAUGUUGGUGGUCUUCUAGAAAAAUCUCCUUGUAGCAUUGGUAGAAAUUUUGGUGUGCGCUUUGCAAAUGUGGAAAAUAGAACAAGUGCUCUACACAGACUGCCUCCUGCUACCAUGCCAUGCAAAAGGAGGAAUAUGACAAAAUAUGUUAGUUCUGGAUAUGAAGGUAAUAGAUUUUCCAAGAAGACUCAUGGUGAAAUUGUUGAUUCACCUAUACAGUCAGAGACUUCAACUUCUACUAGUAGCAAUGACAGUGAAAACACAGUUGAAGCUUCAGAGUACCGGGAUGUUUUGAUUUUGUUUAGGUUCAAUGACCAUGACCUGCCCUUUAAAUUGAGGGAAAUAAUCAUGCCAGAUGUGCGGUUACUAACUUUAUUAGAGUAUGGGCUUCCAGCUUGGGUUAUUUUUCUUCAGUCAUAUCCAGUAAUUUGUCACCUCUAUCGGCCAUGGAUGUGUCCCCUUGCAAGAGCUUUAUAUGUUCUGAUUUCAGUUGUUACUGUUCUUGUUGGAUUUUUUGACUUAUACAAAAAUGUCCCAAUACUGAAAGCCACUGCAGCACACUUGUGUGGACCCCUUUUUGACUGGAUAGAAAAUUGGGAGAUGAUAUCAAGGAUCAAAUACUUGGGCACCAUUCUAUUUUUGCAUAAUUUUGAGAAAGCUGUUAGGUGGUUCUUAAUGGUAACACGUUUUGUCAGAUCAUUUCUUUCAAUUCUAAUGUGGCCCAUACAGCCGCUUCUGGAGCUUUUGGAUUUCUGUUUUCCCCUUUGGGACAUAUGUUUUGACUCAAUUGGGACCUUCUGUUCUGUUAUUUGGAUUACAAUUGGUUCUUCAUGCAGCAUAGUGGUGGACCUUUUAGAGGUUCUAUUUUCACCAUUGUGGUUUAUAAUUUCUGUUAUCUGGAGCAUUGGAUCCUUAAUAUACCCGAUGUUUUUGACUCUUGGGGAAUUACUAUACACUCCCAUCCGCCUGGUUGCUGCAUUAGCAAGUUGUAUAACUUUUCUUUACUCCUCUAUAUUUGAUUUUCUGGGAAAGCUUUGGUUGUCCAUAAGUAUUAUCUUCCGGAUUGCUUCAUCUUCUGAAGCAGCAGUGAGCACCUCUGAGGUUUCAAUGUGGCGUACACUGUGGAAUGACCUUUUUUCUCAGAUUUUCCGUGCCAUACGUAGCAUCAUAAAUGGUCUUGCUGCCUUCUUCAUAGCCUGCAACAGGCACCGACUAAGCACCUAUAAUCAUAUCCAAGAGUUUCUACAACAAAUAUCUCAUCUGGCCUUCCGGUCACAGCCCCAAGGCUCUAGUCAUUGCAAGCAGAAACAUGGAGCUCCAACUCCUAUGGAAACAAGGGGGAACGUCUGUUCCAAGCACCCCCAGCAUGCGAAUGAGAAGGCACACACAAGACACUAUUGGAGGAUCAAAGGCGUGAGAGGUUCAUGCUUUUGGAAAUUUGUAAACAAAUUCAAAGAAGGAAAGAAAAAAAUGGGAGAAACGUUUGGGAGAGAGAUUCUGAUCUGGAUUCCUACUCUUUCUUGAAACCAAAACUCUUGGAGAUCAAUUAUCUUAUUAAACAGUUACAGAGAACCAAAGAAAUAAGAUGACGGAAUAAACCGGGGCGAGAGAGAGAGAGAGGCCAAGCAGGUCAGAGAAUCCUUUCGUUCAUCAGUUUUCCAUUUGAUCGCAAAAUCUAAUUUAAAGAGAUGUGGCAAAUUAUGAAUGGUGGACCGAAAAUGUGUUUUCCGGUGCAACCGGAUUGAAUUUUUAUUGAAAGUUGAAACUGUAAAUUUAUACUUACCAGAUGACGAGCAUUUGUGUUUGCGUCUGUGUGAUAUAGGGGUUAGUGAUUAAAUGGCCAGAA